AUGGAGUGCUUUUCUGACCAGUUCAUGGAGUUCAAUCCAAUCCAUGGAAGAAAUGUGCAGCUGGAUCACUCAGGAACCCAGGCAACUCGGGUGGAGAGCUUUGCUAAUGGGGUGUGUUUCAGCAAAAACUCCCUGAAACCGGGGGAGAUUUUUCUCGUAGAAAUUGAGGAGAAAGAGCUGGGCUGGUGUGGCCACCUCCGAGUCGGCUUGACCUCCAAGGACCCCAGAAGCUUAGAGGAGGUGCCGGAGUAUUCCAUCCCAGACCUGACAGAUCUGGGCGACAGCUGGAUAUUUGCCAUCACUCGCAACCACAACAAGGUCAUAGAGGAGGUGAAUGCAGAACCAGGUGGCCAAGAGGCUGGAGAAGUAGCACUUGCUGGAGGACAGAGGCUCGGGAGUGGGGAAGAUGAAGAUGGAGGAGAAAGUAAUAACAGCAGACCAAAGGCUUUCUUUACUGACACUCACUUGUAUAUUGAUAAUUUUCGGAUCCCCAGAGACAAGCUGGUGGGCCGCAGUCGGCCUGGACGCUUCAGCCACAUUCUGGAUGACUUGUAUAAGUCAAACACACUACCUCCCACUGCCAGACGCAGCCGAAUAGGAGUACUGUAUGUGCCUAAAGGGCAAGAACUUGCUGACAUGCACAUUGUAAUCAAUGGUGAAGACAUGGGAGCCUCUGCAAAGGGGAUCCCCACCAUCCAGCCUCUGUAUGCUGUAGUGGAUGUGUUUGCUGCAACAAAGCGUGUCAGAAUUGUCCAGGUGGAGUACGGAUUCUGCUCAUUGCAGACAUUGUGCAGAAAAGUAAUCCAGAAACACAUCGUCCACAGGAUGGCCAUUGACUGGCUGGCACUGCCAGAGGCACUAAAGCACUACUGCAAGUACGAGUGAAGAAUAUAUACCUGCAAUGGACAGAAACAUCAUCGUCAAACUUUCCUACCAAGACGAGGAUAUUUAUUAUUG
This is a messenger RNA of Scomber japonicus (chub mackerel), 957 nucleotides long. It is a transcript of the gene neurl2, whose product is annotated as neuralized E3 ubiquitin protein ligase 2. Gene Ontology annotation, biological process: intracellular signal transduction. Lineage: Eukaryota; Metazoa; Chordata; Actinopteri; Scombriformes; Scombridae. The record is from RefSeq and is a predicted model, not a curated record. Gene Ontology annotation, molecular function: ubiquitin protein ligase activity. The coding region runs from base 1 to 885 and encodes 294 amino acids. The transcript is spliced from 2 exons.